Molecule: messenger RNA, 701 nt
Organism: Octodon degus (degu)
Lineage: Eukaryota; Metazoa; Chordata; Mammalia; Rodentia; Octodontidae
Gene: Pde6h
Product: phosphodiesterase 6H
Exons: 5
Coding region: 269-520 (83 amino acids)
Biological process (GO): positive regulation of epidermal growth factor receptor signaling pathway; visual perception; positive regulation of G protein-coupled receptor signaling pathway
Cellular component (GO): photoreceptor outer segment membrane
Molecular function (GO): cGMP binding; 3',5'-cyclic-nucleotide phosphodiesterase activity
Source: RefSeq, a predicted model, not a curated record
CAGGAAUCCAGAUACCAUGUCAGCAUGACCCUCAAGUCCCUUGUGGUGUGGUUCUCCUGGCAAAGAACUGGCCAGACUCAUCUUGUAAUCUCCCUGCGUCUGUGCUGGUGAUCUGAGCUUCUGACAGUGGGAUCAGGAGGGGUGAAGGUAUUACAGAGAGAUGCAUCUGGGGCAAAGAGCCUCUCAUCUACUGUGAGGAAGGCCACUGGACAGCUUACAGGAACUGUGUUGAGCUCCGGAGUCUGAAGGAGAAGCAGGGGCUGUCAAAAUGAGUGACAACACCACUUUGGCUCCUCCAGCACCAAGCCAGGGUCCCACCACCCCCCGCAAAGGGCCGCCCAAGUUCAAGCAGAGGCAGACUCGCCAGUUCAAGAGCAAGCCUCCGAAGAAAGGUGUGAAAGGGUUUGGAGAUGACAUUCCAGGCAUGGAGGGGCUAGGGACAGAUAUCACUGUGAUCUGUCCCUGGGAGGCAUUCAGCCACCUGGAAUUGCAUGAGCUUGCUCAGUUCGGGAUUAUCUAAGGCACCAGAGGCUCUGCCACCCUCAUUCAUUAGCAUCUGUUCUACACUUGGUUACUUUGCCCUAGCCAUCUGCAGAAUCUGGAAAUUAGUAUUCACUAGCAGUUGUGGCCCUUAUGGGCCAUUUCUGAUCAGGUACUAUUGAGUUGUCAGUGUCAGAACCACUCUUGCAGCAUGAGUCUGC